AUGAAAAAGGCCAAGGCGCGAGCCACGUCGACCGGCUCCAUAUCCAACUCGCUGGCUGGCACUGCACAACCCCUGCCUCAAGGAACCGCACACGAUACCACCCAAAGCGCGCGCGGUGCCUCCCAACCACCAAGCACGCCAUGCCCUUCGCAACUCACCAUACUCCGUGCGCCGCACUCCGAACCGAAUAUACCAACAAAAUCUACACGUCGGAGGCACCCCACUGUUCCCCAUGUGAUUACAUAUAACGCAGCCGACAAGAACCUAGCGCUAGGGCUCCGCGAACUUGACGUGAAAGGCCUUAAGAAGGACGAAAAGGGCUUUAAUUAUGUCUUCUCUAUACAUCAUGCCGCCAAAAGCGGUGAUAUGUUCUUCAAGGUCGGCGAAACAAAAGACUCUAUACAGAGACGACUACAACGGAUACACUCACAGUGCGGACUUGUCGUCAAGGACAUUACGAUCCCGGGCCAAGUUCCAGGCCCAUACUAUAAAAAGGCGGAAAAGCUCAUCCUUGCAGAGCUGGCUCCCUACAAACACAACUUUGAAUGCGACUGUGGUAUCAACCAUAAGGAAUACUUCAAGGGAGUAUCGGAGAGCCAUCUAAUAGCAGUAACGUGGCGCUGGACUCGCUUCUGCGAGAGCGAACCCUGGGAUGCCAAAGGCAAGCUCCUUCCAUUCUGGGAGGCACGUCUUAAUCAGCUCGAGGCGCGAUCUUUGCCAGACAUAGCGAGCUCCGAGGACCGAGCCAAGAAGUGGAAGGAAUUUGCCUGCCCCAGUCCGCGGGCUUACCAUUGGUACAACUCCAAAGCUCUUUUUGCCUCGGCUAUCACUCGAUACCAGCUCUGGAUAGGGGUGUUCCUCUCUCUCUUUCUGAACCUCGCUAUGACCCCGAGUAGGCUCUUAGUCUGCUUCAUUACGGCACUCCAACUCCUCACCACGUGGACGUAUACCGUGAGCUACGCCGACUCUGUCUCAGAUAAAAGCCAUGCGCGGCCGGGCGUGAGUGGGAUGUUACGCCGUCAUCAAGACAGCGCCCAGGACAACGUGCCAGAAUCCAGCAACGAGAGGGGACUCAGAUCGCAACUCCGUGGCGCGAUAGCUGUCGCGAGAAAUGACACGGAGACAAUGAAUGUUCCGGUUGAGUUGGAAUGA
Messenger RNA from Emericellopsis atlantica, 1152 nucleotides. RefSeq lists its product as uncharacterized. The record is from RefSeq and is a predicted model, not a curated record. The coding region runs from base 1 to 1152 and encodes 383 amino acids. The transcript has a single exon. Lineage: Eukaryota; Fungi; Ascomycota; Sordariomycetes; Hypocreales; Bionectriaceae.